AGUCUUCAAAAUGCAAGAUCAAGGUCCGUUUUCCUAUUUGGUUAUCUUUUCUAGUAGAUGUAGUAGAAGAAUCUUAUCUUAAUACGUAGAUACAAAAAAAAUGAGAAUAUCAAAGUUUUGCCUAAUAUAUUUAAUAGAAAUUAGUAGGAUUGUGGUUCAAUCAAUAAAUUGCAAUCACAUUUCACAACGUGAAAACUGAAGCAUAUUUCAUUGCAGACAGAUCGUAUUUAUAGAACUAAUAAAACAAAUUUUGCUUGAUUUUGCAUAAUAAUAAAAACGUGAACAUUCUAAACGGAUUGUGUAUAUUUUGAUUACAACAAAUGAAUGUGUUACUACCAACAAUAAGUUGUACAUUUAAUGAUGCAAAAUGAUAUUGAAACUCAGUGAUUUCAUUAGCUGCACAUUUUUAUAGCAAUUGUAAAAUGGAAAUUCUCCGCACGAAUUAAAUGUUUGUGAAAUGUUUUCUUAUGGGCGGAAAACAAUUAUGAACCAAGAAAAUGAAAAUCUUAAAAAUAAAUACCCCUAUAAAGAUAACAAUAGUACCCGUAAUACGUUUAAGAAAUGUGAAUACAUAGAAGCACGAUUUACAAAUGUGUCACCAUUAACUUGUCCAGCAUCAGUACCGCUUGAAACAGAAAAAUCCCCAACAUUAGCGAGCAUUAUCCAACCGCAGAACCCAUACUCUUCAAUCAACUAUAACAAUAGCGAAAGUCAACCUUAUAAUUAUAGUCGCAUGAAAAUGUCACCUCAAACUGGUUUUAAUACAACAACACCCGAUAAUUUAAGAGAAUUUCAAGAAUUUUUGCAACGUAUACAAACACUAAAAAUGUCUUCCUCAAAUACUCAAGCUGCUUAUAAAAUCACAGAUUCAAAAGAAAAUAACUCUUCAAAUGUAAGUGAAGAAAUGAGAAAAGCAAAUGAACUUAAAAUAACUGCCCCAAUAUUCGGUAUUGAGGUAGGUGUUGAACCCACUGCUUCAAUGGAUUUUGAUGAUGUCGAUAGCGAAAGGCCUGAAACGAUCAUAUGUCCUUCACAAGGGGAACAGGCCCCAAGUACCAUAUCUUCUAUUAGUAAUAAAAAUAACUCGGAAGACAAUAUUCGGGUUACCGUUGGAAUAGACAAAGACUUAGAAAUGAUAUUAGAAAUGGAUCCAAGCAUAGUCGACUUGGGAGAUAUUGCAGUCACAGAACCGGUGGAACCAAGAGUAAUUGGUCUACCGCCAUCAACCGGCGGUCCUACUUUCAAAACCACUGUCCCAAAAUCACGCACACAGCUCAAACAACAAUUACAGCGUGAGCAGCAACAACAAGAGUUGGAGCGACGGGAAGCAGAAAAACGAGCUGCUGCGGAAAAUGCUGCUUUACAACAGCAGGUUGAAUCUUAUAUAAAUCAGCAAGUUCCAAAUUCACACCAUAGUCAUCAAUUCCAUAGUCAACAUUUAAUGGGUAAUAAUGGGGGUUAUAGGUCUAAUAGCUUCGGGAAUAAUUUCAACGAAGUGCAAAUAAAUCAGCAAAACUAUCUCACCCAUGUACCGUCAUCAACAUCAUCCGGUGCAAGCUCUAGCUCGGCUUCGUUAAAAGGACCACUUCAAAGUAUUGGUGUAGAUGUACCAAAACAAGUUUUACAGGUCCGAACGGUAUUGGAAAAUCCCACACGUUAUCAUGUCAUCCAAAAGCAGAAAAACCAAGUUCGUCAGUAUCUAAGCGAAUCUUUUAAAAAUGAAUGGGAGAAUAAAAAUAUACCAAACCAAGCAACAGUACCGAAUAUAAGCGGGGAAUCCAAGCAGACUUGUAAUUUUCCAAGUAUUUCUAAUAUCGAAGGCAUCAAUGGAGGGGGAGAAUCGAAUAUAGAACAUUCACCACAAUUACGACUUACUUCGAGUGCUGCAACUUCUAUUCUAGAUGAUCCUAUGCAAUUGUCCCCUUCCCCUUAUGGUGCGGAUAGUGCAAGCAAUAACCUCGCCAAUGCAGGAAACUGUACGUUUUUUCUACCGAACGACCAAAGCUCAGUUAAAAGCUUUGGAACUGACAGCGCCUAUAAAAACUCUGCUGGUUGUAACUCCUCAAGUCUAACAGGUGGAAGAGGUUGUGUUGUUAGUGGAUUAAAUGCUUUGUCUCAUGGCGGACGUUCAUCUGGACCACUUAAUUCACUUAGGAAUGCUAAUUGCUCCAAUUUAUCUACAGCUAGUCCUGUACAAUCAGCACCAAUGUCACCUUUGAGUUCUGUGGCAACAAGCGCAUCUGAACUCCUCUUGUUUGACAGUGAUGCAGACGAUUGUUUAUUCGAUGCAGAUCUAAAAUUUGACAGUUUCUCUUCUGAUUUGGCCAUAAAGCAAGAGCCACAGUCUCUCACUGACGCAGAAAUGCAUGCAUUAGCAAAGGAUCGGCAAAAGAAGGAUAACCAUAAUAUGAUUGAGAGAAGGCGACGCUUUAACAUAAAUGAUCGAAUCAAAGAGCUCGGCACACUGCUUCCAAAAACAAAUGAUCCAUACUACGAAGUCGUGCGUGAUAUUCGUCCAAACAAGGGCACAAUACUUAAAUCAUCUGUCGAUUACAUAAAAUGCCUUAAACAUGAAGUAUCGCGGCUAAAACAAAAUGAGCUGCGCCAACGUCAAAUGGAAAUGCAAAAUAGAAAACUAUUAAAUAGAAUAAAGGAACUGGAAAUGCAAGCUAAAUCUCAUGGACUGCCUUUAAGUGACUUUACUUCAACGUCUGUAUCAGCACCAGCGCCAACAUCUUAUCUCAAAAGCUCUAGCCCCGCUUCACCUACGUCACAUAAUCAUCAUUCUGCAUCCUUAAUCCCAGAUAUGGUAGAAAAGUUAUCAGUUAUUACCAGUGAAGCCAGUCUCAGUAUUACUCCAAUUGACGAUCUUAUGGAGGACAGCAAAAACCCAGUACAAUGUGGUGAUCCUUUACUCUCCUCAAACUUAAGUCACUUUUUCUCAACGACAGACUCCCCGACUCCAACGCAAUUGCAGUGUUGUAAUAGCUUCGAUGGCAACAGCUGUAUUGGUGAUAACGGUAACGACUGUCACAAUCACAACUGUCAGAAUAAUCAGAACUCGUUAGAUGACCUCUAUCAAAGUGCCGUUGCUUCUACAGCAAGAACUGUGGUACCCAACAACAUUAACUGUUGCAAUAGCAAAAGGAAAAGCAUAGAUGAUGGAGUAUGCUGCUUAACCAGUUGUCAUCAAUCAAGCCAUCAACGUCGUCAUCAACAGCACAACCAGAGUCGCCAACAUUCAAUAAAGCUUAGUGGAGAAAAGGACUCAUUCAAUACGAAUCACUAUCUACAGCAAUCGCAUCACCAUUUCUCAUCUAUGGUGAAUAAUAACGACAUAAACAGCCUACCUAAAUCACCGUCGACUUUGCAACACGGCCGCGAUCCGUUGUUAUCUUCUUCCCACCACCAACAAAUUGAUCAAAAUCUUCCGCUAAACGACAUAGAUCACCAUCAUCACCAUCUGCAUGAUGACGAACAUCACGUCGGGGUUUCACACACCUCAGAUGAUCUCUCCAAUGCAAUGAUGAGUGAUUCCCUCUCACUAGUGUCAUCUGCCGCAAAUGAUGCUAUGUUGCUUUCGCCAGAUUCUUUGGACAUAGAUUUGGCAUGAUAAAAAUUGCUGCCGCUCAUGAACUUAAUUUAUUUUAUAAUUGUAUUCGACAAUAGAGCCAAAAUAAUAAUAAGUCAUUGGAAAAGUGAACAAGGACCACACAGAUCUAAUAUAUACAUAUGUAAGUUAAACUUACGUGGCAAUAUCAAUGGGCAUAAAACAGAGCAAGUUUCUAUUUGAUUUAAAUUAAAAGUAGUAUGAGAAAAUCUUCGAGCCGAUCCUUUAAUAUUUAAAUACUGUUGUGCAGUCAGAGUGUUUAUUUGAUAUUAUGAACUAAAUAUAUUUUCUUCAGUAUUUGGGUUCGCUGACUCGCUACGUUGCUAUAAUUUAAACUUUGACAUGAUUUUGUAUCAACAUACGCUAAAUAUGUCUGAACUAAUCUCCAUUCUAAGUUUUAAAUCGAUUUUAGUGGGUAUUUGAAAAUUUUUUCUUCGAGUAAGGCUUUUCUGCACAGAAUUAAUUUUGUUUAACGAGUACAUUGCACCUUCAGCUUACGUAUUAAGCUUAAUAUUUUGGCAAGUUACGAGUCUAAAAACCCUUCAAAAUUUUCAUAUAUAUGUAUGGCGGAAGUUUUAUGAAAGCUCUGCAUAUGUACAUAUGUAGGUACAAAGUCACAGAAGACAUUUAGAACUCUGAAUCUGUUUUCCAAAUCGGACAUAACUCUAGUUAAAAUAUACAAAUACGAACAUAGAUAUAUAUUUUCCAGCAAACAUACAUAUACAUUCCAAAGAGUGUUGAAUAUGAAAUUUCAAAGCUUAUGAGAGUUUCUCGAAAUCAGCAGUCCAAAGCCAUUGAAAUGUUAUUUUAUCAAAUAUUCAUUCUUGCUGUUGCACCAUGUAAUUAAAAAGUUUAAAAUGCGACGAAUUAUAUUAUGCUUGUUUUAACAAAUCAAAAAUCUUUUUCGUCGGCGUAGAUAAUAUCGAGUGGUGUUACAAAAUCGGACAGGUUAGGGGAGGAUGUGAAUUGAAAAAUGUAUGUAAACAAAAAAAAUUUGUUACUUAACUCAUAUACAUAUGUAUGUAGGUUCCUAUAUUUUAUGCUUAACAGACGGCAUUGCAAUGUAUUGUUAAAAUUUUUUUGUGUAUAUACGAUGUACAUAAGAUAUAAAAAUGUUUUAAUUGGUAUCUUACUUUUUUUGUUCUUAAACAUAUACAUACAUAUAUAUUAUAAUAUGUAUGAAAGUGUAAAAAUCAUUAUAAAUAUAAAAAUGUUGAGUAAUUACGAACUUCAUAAGUUUACCUAGUACAAAAAUUAUACCAAGAGCAAAGUCAUAGAAGGAUUACAAAACUAAGAACCCUUUAUAUAUAAUAUUGUACAUAGCUUUCAAUUACGUAAUAUUAAAAGGUGAUGUACUUAAACAGCUUUUCGAUUAAUUCCGCCGUCUAUCUGCCUUGCUAAAUGGUUAGAAUGAAAGAAACGGAAUAAACUUUAACAUUUUAGUCUAUAUCAUAUGCUUAUGUACAAGAAUUCAAGUGGUUAAUGGAGGUGAUGUAGCAUAAGCAUUUUUUGAUCUUGAACCCUUCAUCAAUACAUGUACAUAUACUGAUGUAUGAAAAAAUAAAUGUUUAUUUAUACACCCUUAUCCUCACAAGUUUGCAUUGUUUAAUUAGUACCUCAACUGCAACUGCAUAUGUUUGACAACAGAAGUCAGCAAUAUAUCAUUAUUUAAAGUUGUGCUGUCAUCCACUGACAUUUUUUGUCCGUGGCAAUGCUUUAGAGCUGAAAAGCUAAAUGGCAAUGACACUUAUACUGCUUCCAGAAAGAAAUUUUGUUAACAAAUUAUUAGAUUAAUUAGAUUUUGGGACACCUUUCAGAAGAUUUUUAUGUAUUUAUUAAAAUGUGAAUAAUUUAUUAAAAAUAUUUUUUUUUAAAUUUUAAAAAAUCUCCACGAAAAGGCCUAAAUUUAUUUCAGUCUUAUAUUUGCAAAAUAAUACCUUAUGUUAAGGCAACAGUAAAACGAGCUUGCACCAUGCACUACAUCGCCUUUAAUGAUUUGGUAUAAUUAUUUGAUCAUGAACGAGUAACUCAUAGAUACCACAAAAAGGAGCACGAGAAAACUGUUAGAUUAUUGAGAAGGUACUAUGCCAUUUAGUUUGCUGUAAAUCGAGUAAGUGAAAUAAGAAAUAAGCUAACAGUAAAUUAUAAACAAACAAAAUAAAACAAACCUAUUUCCUAAAAUCAAUUACAAAUGUAACAUCUUCGAUUUUCGUGAUCUAAUAUUUAUUUGUUCAUGUACCAAUACCACAAUUUCUUAUCAGCUAAUGUGACUAAAACAGUUUGGUAUAAAGUUUGUACUGAGCACUGCAAAUACAAAUUACUCUAAAACCACAGCAAAUUUGUUUAUCUUAACUCAUCACUUAAAAAUGAAAUUGCCGAUUGAUGCACAGGGGAAACGUAUUGUAAUGGUAUUUUUAUAAGGUUUCUUAGAUGCAUAUUACUGUUAUGAAUUGUGUUAUCCUGGUGUUGUUCAUUCUAGACGACAGGAAUUAUUUGAAGAAAUAAAUUUAAAGUAACGUGUA
Molecule: messenger RNA, 6132 nt
Organism: Ceratitis capitata (Mediterranean fruit fly)
Lineage: Eukaryota; Metazoa; Arthropoda; Insecta; Diptera; Tephritidae
Gene: Mitf
Exons: 9
Coding region: 458-3613 (1051 amino acids)
Biological process (GO): regulation of transcription by RNA polymerase II
Cellular component (GO): nucleus
Molecular function (GO): RNA polymerase II cis-regulatory region sequence-specific DNA binding; protein dimerization activity; DNA-binding transcription factor activity, RNA polymerase II-specific
Source: RefSeq, a predicted model, not a curated record